Molecule: messenger RNA, 2658 nt
Organism: Physcomitrium patens
Lineage: Eukaryota; Viridiplantae; Streptophyta; Bryopsida; Funariales; Funariaceae
Product: cell cycle checkpoint protein RAD17
Biological process (GO): DNA damage checkpoint signaling; DNA repair; mitotic DNA replication checkpoint signaling
Molecular function (GO): DNA clamp loader activity; chromatin binding
Source: RefSeq, a predicted model, not a curated record
CUUUCGGAUUCUCUCGAUUGCCAAAUGCGAAGCUGCAGAGUUGAGAAGAAGAUUUUGAGAUUGGAUCUUUGAACUUUUAGAUUCAGCAUGUGCCGCGAAGUUGGAGGAUACAUGGGGUCCUCUUCUAAGUCCGGACUGGUUUCUCUACGGCAACACUUCCUCUCAAAGCUUCGUCUCGCCAGAUCACUCCUUGGUAAUGGUCGUGUAGAUUAUAAAUUGGAUGGGCAUAGAGUGCUGUUCAAAUGCACGGAGACCUGUGCCGUUUCCUAGCAUUCGAAUGUCUUCACGUGCCGCUCUAAUUUGAUCGUUAUCAAUUUUCUUGUUUCUUAGGGCUACUAUUUGCCGCAACCAGCCCCGUGAAAUGCUCGCGCACCUGAUCCGAUAUACUGCGUUGUUUUCACAGAUUGUUGGCAGCUUUGCUGUUGGGCAUGCAAUGCGAUGAAGGGCGUGGAUUUCUGAUGCAACUCGAGGUUUCUUGGUGUUAGUGGGGUGGAUGUUGAGAAGAUGGUAUAUGGCCAUGGUAGACAGAACAUGCUUCGAAGACAAGAACCAGAUAUUCUCUUGUUGAAUAUACUUAGACUGGUUUUGCAAGAACGGUGAAUUAGGUCUAUGGUUAUGUUUCGAACGGAACUAUGCGGGAGAGCGGUGAUCUCUGCAGCACUAGAAGAGUGAGGAGUGUAGAGAUGUGAUGCCGCAGGUUUUCAAGUCCCGGCCACCUCCGGGAAGCAGCAGAAGUAGGAAACGCAAGUUAUUGCAAGGGGAGCCAGCUAGAAGUGAUGCAGAACCGGCGAAUUCCACUGCACAGUCGGAGCUAUGGGUGGAGAGGCAUGCGCCGAAGACGGUAACCGACCUAGUUGUGCAUGGCAAGAAGGUUGGCGAUGUCCACAAGUGGUUGAAAUCCCGGUUGCACGACCCUGGCUGGCGUGUACCUGGAGGCCAAUUGCUACUCCUGACGGGACCGCCAGGAGUUGGGAAGUCGACUACCAUUCGUGUGCUUGGUAAAUCAUUAGGCCUGGAAUUUUUCGAGUGGAAGACGCCUACGCCCACCCAAUGGCAGGAACAUGUCCACCAUGGCUUUACAGGACAUCGAUAUACUUCGAAGCUGGAUGAGUUUGAGGCAUUUGUGGAGAAUGCUCGAAAGUUUCCAGUGCUUCCUGUGGAGUCUAAUAUGGACUCGCCGAGGAAGGUGAAGGCGCUGUUAAUAGAGGAUCUGCCACAGGUCAACGAUGCUGCUCAGACGCAGCAGUUGUGCAAUCUACUGCUAGCCCUUGUGCGGUCAGUUUGCUUCAUUACUGUGGUUAUUAUGACUGACGUUGUGGAAGAUGGUGGAGGGAGAAAUACGAGGUUAUGGAAACAUCGAGAGGUGCAGCAGACGUUGGAAGGGGCGGGUGCUACCAAGAUUGUUUUCAAUCCUGUAACAGCAAAUUCCAUCAAGAGGUUACUCACCAAGAUUGCGGCUACUGAAAAGUGCCGUUUAUCAGGGGAUUACAUCUCUGCCAUUGCUGAGAAUUGUGGUGGUGACCUUCGACAUGCCAUCUCCGCACUCCAAUUUCAAUGUACAGGGCACUGUUUGAAUUCUCGUAAUGUGAAGGACAUAGGAGCUUUCGAGUUUGGUAGUGCAAGGAAUUCUGUGUUAGAAGAUACUGUAGUAAGGGUUGCAGAAUUUGAGAGUGGGACAAGUUCAUCUCCCACAUAUGGCCGCGACAAUAUAUUUUCCCUCUUUCACGCCCUCGGCAAAUUUCUCCACAACAAGAGGCACACGGAUCAAAGCCUGGAAGCAACACAAGAAUCUUUGUUGGUUUUAUGCGAGGAUUACAAAAGACAUCCUUUGAACAUGGAGGUACCGGAGAGGAUACUCUCAGAGGCGCAGAUUGAGUUUCCUUCUCUUGUGGCGUUUCUUCAUGAGAACGUGCUGGAUUUUGUUGAUGAAGAUGCCAUAGAUGAUGUGGCAGUCAUUCUAGCGUAUCUCGGCGAUGCUGAUACUCUAUUAAGCAGGCACUUCAAAGGCUCCUCCCACUCGCCUUCCUUGAACGAUAUAACCCCAUCGCAUGUGGCUUCUUUGGCAGCAGGAUCCGUGGCUGCUCGUGGUGUUUUGUUUGCCAAUACUCACCCUGCCCCGCGCAAGUGGCAAUCUGUUAGGGCUCCAACUCUAUGGCAGGUUGAGCGGCUUUUGUCAGAGAAGAAGGAUCCAAAGUCACGAUUGAAUGCGGCUCAAAUGACAGGCGGAGCACCGCCGGUCCAACUUUCUUGGCAUGAACCAUCAGGAAGCGCUCCAGAUUUUCUUCCCUCAGAGUCUGAAGACGAACCUAUGGACGACAUUGUACGCUUGACUGCGGAUUGUAUAGUAGACCUUGACAGCCUUGAAGACUUAGACUUACCUUUUUCCAACACUCAAGCGCAGAUGGUCCAUGUUAAUAGAGGACCUGUGGACAGCUUGCCAGAAGAAGAAUAUAUGGAAGAUGAGGACGUCAUAGAGGACGAUGAUGAUUAGAACAAUGCUAGGUGAGGAUUCGCGUUCAGAUUGGGGUUUAUCCCCUUCUUCAGAGGUUAUGAAUUAGAAGAGAGGUUAUCUUCUAAGAAGCUCUGUUAUGUGACAUGGUUUUCGGCAAUUCCAUCUGAGCAAUCCUUAUAUCUUCCUUUGGAGCGCUAAUAGCAUGA